GUGAUGCAGGUGCGGCCCCCGCCCCGCCGCUCCCGGCGCUCCCUCCCUUCCCUCCGCGCCCUCCCUGCCGCGCUCCGCGGAUGCGCUGGAGCCUCCGCGCCCCCGCAGGUGAGCCCUGAUUCCCUUUACUAGCGCUGGAGCUAAUGGUGUUCAGCAUUCAGAAGAUUCAACCCUUAUCGUGGGAAAUUGACUUGGAAAAUUGAAUUUCUCAAUUCAAAAUUGCAUGGAAUCUGCUGUCCUUGUUACAAAGCUCAUAAGAGAUCAUUGGAAGCACAAGAUAAAUGUUGCCAGUUAGGAAAACACAUUAAACACCUGUGGCUGACACUGUUUGCUGACCCCAGCCCAGCCUGACUGGGUAAAAGGCCACAGCUUUCCAAACAGAGGGAAAGCAGCUGGGGUUGCCAGGAGCUCUGGAGAGACUUGGAUCGUCUGGCUAAUAAACAAACAUGAGUCAUCUGAAGUUGUUUGCAGCUACGCUGAAGAGGCAUGGCUUUAAACUUCUAGAAAAUCAGGAUAUAGCCAGAAGGGCAUUUUUACAUGGCCAACGGUAUGUUUCAUCAGGAACCUCAGAGCCAUUCCUGAGUGGGAGUAAUUCCAAUUACGUGGAGGAAAUGUACUAUGCAUGGCUUGAAAACCCUAAAAGUGUACACAAGUCCUGGGAUGUGUUUUUCCGAAGUGCUAAUGCUGGCCAAGCAGCCCAUCUGCCAGUUCAGCAGGAAGGAAAGGGAUCAUUUCUGCAGAGCCACGGCCUGGCCCCGAGACCAGGGACCGCUGAAAAGGCUGUUGAAGACCACCUCGCUGUGCAGUCCUUGAUAAGGGCAUACCAAAUCCGUGGCCAUCAUGUGGCUCAGCUAGAUCCCCUUGGAAUUCUGGAUGCAGAUUUGGAUUCGUUUAUUCCAUCUGACCUUAUUACCACAAUUGAUAAACUUGGGUUUUAUGGUUUGCAUGAAUCAGAUUUGGACAAAGUCUUUCAGCUGCCAACAACCACCUUCAUAGGAGGAAAUGAGAACAGUCUGUCUUUGCGAGAGAUCAUCAAACGCCUGGAGCAUACCUACUGCCAACACAUUGGCCUGGAGUUUAUGUUCAUCAACGACGUGGAGCAGUGCCAGUGGAUCCGUCAGAAGUUUGAGACGCCGGGCGUGAUGAAGUUCACGAACGAGGAUAAAAGGACUUUGCUGGCAAGGCUGGUGCGCUCAAUGAGAUUUGAAGACUUCCUUGCUCGCAAGUGGUCUUCCGAAAAGAGAUUUGGUUUGGAAGGAUGUGAAGUAAUGAUUCCUGCACUUAAGACCAUCAUUGAUAAAUCCAGUGAAAUGGGAAUUGAAUAUGUUAUAAUGGGAAUGCCUCAUAGAGGUCGGCUGAAUGUAUUGGCUAAUGUAAUCCGAAAAGAGCUGGAGCAGAUCUUCUGUCAGUUUGAUCCCAAACUUGAAGCAGCUGAUGAGGGAUCUGGGGAUGUAAAAUACCACUUGGGAAUGUACCAUGAGAGGAUCAACCGCAAAACAAACAAGAAAAUCACUCUGUCCCUGAUGGCUAACCCUUCUCACUUGGAAGCAGUUGAUCCUGUUGUGCAAGGCAAAACAAAAGCUGAGCAGUUUUAUCGAGGGGAUACAGCAGGGAAAAAGGUUAUGUCCAUAUUAUUACAUGGGGAUGCUGCCUUUGCAGGACAAGGAGUGGUUUAUGAGACUUUUCAUCUUAGUGACCUCCCAUCCUACACCACAAAUGGUACUAUUCACGUUGUGGUCAACAACCAGAUUGGCUUCACCACAGACCCCCGUAUGGCCCGUUCAUCUCCGUAUCCCACUGAUGUUGCUCGUGUGGUCAAUGCUCCCAUUUUCCACGUGAAUGCUGAUGACCCUGAAGCAGUGAUGUACGUGUGCAGCGUAGCUGCAGAGUGGCGAAACACUUUCAAUAAGGAUGUGGUGGUUGACUUGGUUUGUUACCGUAGGAGAGGGCACAAUGAAAUGGAUGAGCCCAUGUUCACCCAGCCUCUGAUGUACAAGCAGAUCCAUAAGCAGGUGCCAGUGCUGAAGAAAUAUGCUGACAAACUGAUUGCAGAUGGGACUGUGACACUGCAGGAAUUUGAGGAAGAAAUUGCAAAGUAUGACAGAAUAUGUGAAGAAGCAUAUACUAGAUCUAAGGAUAAGAAGAUCCUUCAUAUCAAGCACUGGCUGGAUUCACCUUGGCCUGGCUUCUUUAACGCGGAUGGAGAACCCAAGAGCAUGUCUUGUCCCCCGACGGGCAUUUCGGAAGAGCUGCUGACUCACAUUGGCAACAUCGCUAGUUCAGUGCCAGUCGAAGACUUCAAAAUACACUCAGGUCUCUCUCGGAUUUUGAAAGCCCGCUCGGAAAUGACCAAGAACAGGCUUGUUGACUGGGCCUUAGCAGAGUACAUGGCUUUUGGCUCUGUGCUCAAAGAAGGGAUCCAUGUCCGACUGAGUGGGCAGGAUGUGGAGAGAGGUACUUUCAGCCAUCGUCACCAUGUACUUCAUGAUCAAGAAAUUGACAAGAGAAUUUGUGUUCCCAUGAAUCACCUGUGGGAGCAGCAGGCCCCCUACACCGUGUGCAACAGCUCCCUCUCUGAGUACGGGGUCUUAGGUUUUGAGCUUGGCUUCGCUAUGGCGAGUCCCAAUGCCCUGGUGUGCUGGGAAGCCCAGUUUGGGGACUUCCACAACACGGCUCAGUGUAUAAUCGACCAGUUCAUCAGCUCCGGCCAGGCCAAGUGGGUUCGGCACAACGGGAUCGUCCUGCUCCUGCCACACGGGAUGGAAGGAAUGGGUCCAGAGCAUUCAUCAGCCAGGCCUGAGAGGUUUCUGCAGAUGAGUAAUGAUGAUUCUGAUGCCUAUCCAGAGUUCACUGAGCAGUUUGAAGUUUCCCAGCUGUAUGAAUGCAACUGGAUUGUGGUGAAUUGUUCAACUCCAGCCAAUUACUUUCAUGUCCUCCGAAGGCAGAUCUUGCUGCCAUUCAGAAAGCCGCUGAUUGUUUUGACACCGAAGUCACUGCUGAGGCAUCCAGAAGCUAAAUCCAGUUUUGAUGAAAUGGUGUCUGGUACCACUUUCCAACGUGUGAUUCCUGAGAAUGGGCCAGCAGCUCAGGCACCACAUGAGGUCAAGCGAGUGAUUUUCUGCACAGGAAAAGUCUACUAUGACCUUGUGAAAGAGAGAAAGAACCAAGACCUGGAGAAACAAGUAGCUAUAACUAGACUUGAACAGAUCUCACCAUUCCCCUUUGACUUGCUGAAAGAAGAACUUGAUAAGUAUCCAACUGCUGAUCUAGUCUGGUGUCAGGAGGAGCACAAAAACAGUGGAUAUUAUGAUUAUGUCAGACCUCGUUUCCGCACUAUUGUGAACCGCACUCGACCCAUCUGGUAUGUUGGCCGAGAGCCUGCUGCUGCAGCUGCCACAGGCAACAAGAACAUGCACCUGGUGUCUCUCAGAAGGUUCUUGGAUACAGCUUUCAACCUGGAGGCCUUUGAGGGAAAGACAUUCUAACUGCAGGGCCCCGACCUGUCUGACUAGUAGUCUCUCAAAACACUGCAUCCAAAAGGAAAGUGGGGAGAAUACUGGGAAAUAUGUAUUUUUGCUUUACCAAAUAAAAGGAUCCAGCAGCUGACUUCA
Messenger RNA from Vidua chalybeata, 3611 nucleotides. RefSeq names its product oxoglutarate dehydrogenase L (gene OGDHL). The record is from RefSeq and is a predicted model, not a curated record. Gene Ontology annotation, biological process: tricarboxylic acid cycle. Gene Ontology annotation, molecular function: oxoglutarate dehydrogenase (succinyl-transferring) activity; thiamine pyrophosphate binding. The transcript has 25 exons. Bases 447 to 3485 code for a protein of 1012 amino acids. Lineage: Eukaryota; Metazoa; Chordata; Aves; Passeriformes; Viduidae. Gene Ontology annotation, cellular component: mitochondrion; oxoglutarate dehydrogenase complex.